Ochlerotatus camptorhynchus is the source of this 8788-nucleotide messenger RNA. Its product is annotated as tetratricopeptide repeat protein 28. NCBI's taxonomy places the organism in Eukaryota, Metazoa, Arthropoda, Insecta, Diptera, Culicidae. Bases 362 to 8308 code for a protein of 2648 amino acids. Gene Ontology annotation, molecular function: protein binding. The transcript has 6 exons. The record is from RefSeq and is a predicted model, not a curated record.
AAAAAGUUCGUGAAAAGUUGAAAGGGGAGGGGGCACAAAAAUCAAUUAAGUUUUAUUGCACCCAGAGUGUUUGCGGAGGGUAAAAAGUUGAAAAAAAGAAAGUAAUUCAAUUUCUUCUGCUCGAAAACCUGCGAAGGAAUCCCAUAAAUUUCCGCAUUUCUCCAGUGUCCCGUGAGCGCUGAGGUUUUUCCCUCGAGUUCGGUAGUGUUGUGAGUGGAAAGAAGAAGAAGAAGAAGAAGACGCAGAAAACGAAGAUUCCAGCCUACAACAGAAGAAGAUGCGGCCAAAGUGCGAUCGUGAGCAGCAGUUAUCAUCAACUGCUGAGGCCUGAGGAUCGCUAAAAGAAGGAAGACGGGGAAAAAUGUCACAGCGAGAUUUUUCUGAGAACGAACCGGAAGGCACGCCGGAACUACCGGCCGCCAAUCGAGCGCUAUUCCUGGAGAAAGUGCGCCAAUCAAAUACUGCCUGCCAAAAUGGGGACUUCACCACGGCAGUGCAGCUCUACACGGACGCGCUGGCACUGGACCCCAGCAAUCACAUCCUCUACAGCAAUCGAUCAGCGGCCCGCCUCAAGCAGGGUCAGUUUGCGUUGGCCCUUCAGGAUGCCACCAGGGCAAGGGAACUUUGCCCUCAGUGGCCGAAGGCCUACUUUCGACAAGGUGUUGCCCUUCAGUGCCUCGGACGAUACGGAGAGGCACUGGCAGCCUUCAGCUCGGGUCUCGCUCAGGACCCCAACUCAAAGCAGCUUCUCGCGGGGCUUGUGGAGGCAUCGAUCAAGAGUCCACUGCGACACGCCCUCGAGCCCACCUUCCAGCAGCUGAAAGCAAUGAAACUAGAUCAAUCGCCGUUCGUAGUGAUAUCAGUGGUAGGACAAGAAUUACUCGGUGCCGGUCAGUACCAUUCCGCAGUGACAGUGCUAGAAUCAGCCCUCCGAAUAGGGUCGUGUUCCCUCAAGUUACGAGGGUCAGUGUUCAGUGCUCUUAGUUCGGCCCACUGGGCUUUAAAUCAGCUCGACAAAGCUAUCGCGUACAUGCAACAGGACUUGGCUGUUGCGAAAAGCCUUGGUGAUACCGCGGGUGAAUGUCGUGCUCACGGAAAUCUCGGUUCGGCCUACUUCAGCCAGGGUUCCUACAAGGAAGCCCUCACGUCCCAUCGGUACCAACUUGUACUGGCAAUGAAGUGCAAGGACACUCAAGCCGCUGCAGCUGCCCUGACCUCCCUCGGGCACGUCUACACUGCCAUCGGAGACUACCCGAACGCGCUGGCCUCGCACAAACAGUGCGUCCAGCUCGUGAAACAAAUGGGCGAUCGCCUCCAGGAAGCUCGCGAAAUCGGCAACGUCGGUGCCGUCUAUCUAGCCAUGGGCGAAUUCGAUUCCGCCGUUGACUGCCAUACCCAACACCUCCGUCUAGCCCGGAAACUCGGAAACCAGGUCGAGGAAGCUCGAGCUUACAGCAAUCUCGGCUCCAGCUACCACUACAAACGUAACUUCACCCAAGCGAUCACCUACCACGAAAACGUCCUCCGGAUAGCACAACAGCUCGGCGAUCGUGCCAUCGAAGCUCGCGCCUACGCUGGCCUUGGCCACGCUGCGCGCUGCGGUCACGACUUCCACCAGGCCAAGCGUUGGCAUGAAAAGCAGCUGGAAAUGGCCCUGGCUGCUCGCGACAAAGUUGGCGAAGGUCGAGCCUGUUCCAAUCUCGGAAUCGUGUACCAACUGCUCGGCGAACACGAUGCCGCCCUCAAACUUCACCAAGCCCACCUUACCAUUGCUCGCCAGCUUCAGGACAAAGCCGGAAUGGGUCGAGCAUAUGGCAACAUCGGCAACGCUUACUCCGCCGCCGGAUUCUACGAACAAGCCAUCAAAUACCACAAACAGGAGCUGAUCAUCAGCAAAGAAGUUCACGAUCGCAGCGCAGAGGCUUCCACCCAUGGCAACCUAGCCGUUGCCUACCAGGCACUCGGAGCCCACGACAUGGCUCUGAUGCACUACCGAGCUCAUCUGAACAUAGCUCGCGAACUGAAGGAUACUGCUGGCGAAGCCUGCGCCCUGCUCAACCUCGGCAACUGUCUUAGCUCCCGUCAGGAGUUCGCCCAAGCAGUCCCGUACUACGAACAGUACCUUAUGCUUUCGCAAGAACUCGGCGACGUCGCUGCGGAAGGAAAAGCCUGUCACUUCCUUGGCUAUGCUCACUACUGCAUCGGAAACUACCGCGAAGCGGUUCGCUACUACGACCAGGACUUGGCCCUGGCCAAAGACCUGCAGAACAAAAUGAACAUGGGACGAGCCUACUGUAACCUUGGCCUCGCCCACCUGGCACUCGGAAACACUGCCGGGGCUCUCGAAUGCCAGAAGUACUUCCUGGCGAUCGCGCACAUGACGAAUCACCUACCGGGUAAAUUCCGUGCCCUCGGAAAUAUCGGUGACGUGCUGAUUCGGAUGGGUGACGUAGACGAAGCGAUUAAGAUGUACCAACGCCAGCUAUCGCUGGCCAGGCAAGCGCGGGAGCGUGGCAUGGAAGCUGCUGCCUGUGGAGCACUUGGAUUAGCGCACCGUUUGCUGAAGAAGUUCGAUAAGGCACUUGGAUACCACACGCAAGAGCUGACGCUGCGACAGGAGAUGGGCGAUCUGCCCGGAGAGUGUCGAGCCCAUGGCCACCUGGGUGCGGUACACAUGGCACUUGGAAACUACACGCACGCCGUGAAAUGUUAUCAAGAACAACUGGAACGGGCGCAGGAAUUGCAAGAUUCUGCAGUCGAAGCGCAAGCGUUCGGGAACUUAGGAAUUGCCCGUUUGAACAUGGGCCACUACGAGGACGCGAUCGGGUAUUUGGAACAGCAGUUGGGAACUUUGGAGCAAGUGAAUACACCUACGGCACAGCAUGAUCGUGCUAGGGCCCUUGGGCAUCUAGGGGACUGUUACGACGCAUUAGGUGAUUACCAUGCGGAAGCGAUCAAGUGUCACGAGCGACAUCUGGCGUUGGCGAUUGCGUUGCAGAGUCCACGCGAUCAGGAACGUGCCUACCGUGGGUUGGGAAAUUGUUACAAGUCAGUUGGGAACUUGCAAGAAGCUCUAGUGUGUUUGGAGAAGAGACUGGUAGUGUCCCACGAGUUGGGUAAUCCGGAGGCGAAGGCUGCGGCCUACGGUGACUUGGGAAGCAUUCACAGUGCGCUCGGUAACUACGAACAAGCGAUCAACUGCUUGGAACAUCAACGGGAUAUCGCGAGAGAGCUGGGCGAUCGAGCGCUAACUUCGGACGCAAUCAGUGGACUGGGGGCAGUGUUUCAACAGAUGGGAGACUUCGAAGGCUCCCUAAGGCUGCACAAGCAGGACUUGGAACUGUGUGAAAGUAUAAACCACGCAGCAUUGCAAGCAAGAGCUUGCGGUAAUCUGGGAUCAGUGUACGAGUCCCUGAAGAACUAUGCGGAAUCAGUGAGAUAUUUUGAAAAGCAAUUAUCAUUAACGACAGAUCGACUGACAAAGGCCCAUGCCUGUUUGGCGUUGGGUCGAGUUUACCACAUCAUGGAACAAGUGUCACAGGCGGUCAGUUUCCUCCGGCAAGGUCUGGCGAUCGUUCAAUCGCUGAACAAACUUGAAGACGAAGCAAAGAUCCGCUACCGCUUGGGACUGUCUUUGCUCGCGUCCGGAGACGAAGAUAACUCCCGACAACAGAUGGAAAGUGCGGCGCAGAUUCUGGAAUCGAUCAGAAGUGACCAGGUUACGCCAGAGGCGAGAACUAACCUGUACGACCUGCAGACGUCCUGCUACCAAACACUCCAGAGAAUCCUGGUCAAUAUGGGACGCAAUGAAGAGGCUCUAGUGGCUGCCGAACGAUGUCGAUCGCGGAUGGGAGCCGACUCGAAUCAAAGUGCGGAAAAUUCUCUGAAUAACCGAAAAACCCUCCUGACCUGCAGUGAGUACAUCUUCGAUACGGUCAACAAAAGCAAAACCAACGUCAUCUACUACAGCCUGGCGGGUAGCGAACUGUACGCAUGGUUCCUUUCUCCGCAAAAGAGGAUCGUACGGUUCCACGUGGCGAAGAUCGACGAACAGACACUGCAGAUGACGAAGAAACCCGUCGUGGGUGAAAACAGUGAAAUAAGUGAAAGCCUGCUAGAACAGUACAUUAAUUUCGUGAGAGAUAGCUUGGGAGUCAAUUCCGGUAGUGUGCUGCAGGAAGGAGACGGUAGUGGAUGGAAGUCUUCGAACGAGAAUUUGAUCGAUGACUUUGCAAACGAACGGGCUGGAUUCCUGCGAAUGGUGAACAGGAACCAUUUGCUCAACUCGAGUAACUACUCGCUGAGUUCGUUGUUCAGCUUGGGAAGCGUCGGAGGAUCAGUGGCCAGCUUGCAAGGAUCUACUAGAUCCAUUGGAAGCCUUCAGGGUUCGACGCGAUCGAGAAGGUCCAACAUACUACCACCCUGGCAAGGACCGUCUUGUCUACAUGUCCUGUACAACUUGCUGUUAGCUCCAUUCGAAGAUCUGCUACCCGACAUCAGUACCACAUCCCGAAUCGGUCGACGUGAACUGAUUUUAGUUCUGGAAAAAGAGCUGUACCUUGUACCGUUUGCAAUUCUCAGAAGUGGAGACGAAUCCGGAGAAUACCUCUCCGAGCGAUGCUCCCUACUAACCGUGCCUUCGCUUCAUACCCUACGGCAGAAGAGCAGAACCAAGACCCGUGAGCCAGCUGAAGGCCUCAACAGUGCCCUGGUCGUGGGAGGCCCGAAAAUCCCUUCGUCCCUAUCGGAAACAUGGGGUUGGAGCGAGUCACCUGCUUCCCUACAAGAAGCUGCCAUGGUUUCGGACAUGUUGAACACCAAACCACUAGUUUCCUGCAGUGCUACCAAGGAAACAAUCGUCUCCGAACUAACUGCGGCCGAAUGCGUCCACUUUGCGGCCAACGUCAGCUGGAAGCUGGGCGCUGUCAUUCUCAGUCCCGGAGAAGUCCUCGACUCCCAGUCCCAGAAGCGAUUCUAUCCAAACUCAUCCGGAGAAAUAGAAAACGACGAAGACCAUGCCGAUCUGUCGUCAUCAAACAUGGAGAUCCCUCCGCUGUCGGACUUCAUUCUGAGCGCAGCCGAUCUACUGGCAAUGAAACUAAGUGCCAAACUGGUUGUGCUGAGUUCGUAUCACUCCGUUGAACCCAUCACCGGAUCAGGUGUGGCAAACCUGGCCGGAAGCUGGUUGUUUGCCGGCACUGGAGCAGUUUUGGUUUCACUAUGGCCCGUCCCGGAGACGGCAGCGAAAAUUCUUCUCAGGGCUUUCUACUCAGCUCUUUUGCAGGGAACACGGGCAGCCAAGGCCUUGGCUGAAGCUAUGCAAACGGUUCAGCAUACGAAGCACUUCGCCCAUCCGGCGAACUGGGCUGGGUUCAUCCUGAUAGGAGGAAAUGUGCGGCUGUCCAACAAGGUCGCCCUGAUCGGGCAGGCAUUGUGUGAGCUGAUGCGGACUCCGGACAAGUGCAGGGAUGCUCUUCGCGUUUGCUUGCAUUUGGUGGAGAAGAGCUUGCAGCGAAUACAUCGGGGCCAGAAGAACGCCAUGUACACGACCCAGAAGAGCAUCGAGAACAAGGCCGGUCCCGUGGUUGGAUGGAAAGAUCUUCUGAUGGCCGUCGGGUUCCGGUUCGAACCGGCAGCCAAUGGAAUCCCGUCGAGUGUUUUCUUCCCGCAGACGGAUCCGGAAGAUCGCCUGUCCCAGUGUUCGGCUAGUCUGCAGGCGUUGCUUGGUCUAUCGCCGACCACGCUGCAUGCGAUGUCCAAGCUGGUAAACAAUUCGGAGAUCGCCGAUGAGAUAAUCGGUGUAAUGCGGAAUGUGGUGGCGCAGUUCCCGUCCAAGGGAAUCAAUGAGAACGAAAGCAUCGAUGUUCCGUUGAGUGUGCGAUUGUGGAGAGUAUCCGGAUGCCACGAGCUGCUGGCCUCACUUGGGUUCGAUUUGAUGGAGGUCGGACAGGAUCAGGUCACGCUGCGUACCGGAAAGCAGGCGAAUCGUAGAAAUUGUCAGUUCGUUUUGCAGUCGCUGCUGGCACUGUUCGAUACUCAAGAAGCCCCCAAGAGCCUGGGAAUCGAAUCCAGUAGCAGUUCGGAAUCUUUGAACGAAGACGCUUCCGACGAUCCACAGGUCAAGGCCCCGAGUCCUACUCCGACAGCUCCGGAGCAACAGCGAAGUGUCUCUCCGGCUGGCACUGUUAAAAGCCAAGCCAGCUACAACUUCCCACGACCUCCGUUGCCAUUUCGAAGGGUACCGUUUUUAAGUACAAGAAGUGCCUUCAUCUCGUACGUCCGACGACGUGGCGAACCCGACGGAGGGCAGACGGAAACAUCUGGACAAGUUCCCCUCGGUGGUCAACAAGCGCAGGCACAGUCGCAAUCGAGUAACAAUGGAACCAACCUGGACUCCAGUUUGGCAAAUACUACCGAUAGUGAACUAUCCGAUGGUUACACAACUCAGCAGAUCCUCAUGAAGAGCGAUCACCUGGCGAAGGGACUGGGUUACUCUAGUCUGCGAGGAACCAUCAAGGUAUCCCGUCCUGGCGGAGGUGGAGAAAGUGAUGCAGCUUUCACUCCCAGUCCACCGGUUACGAUCCAGAACGUAGAUCCUAACGUGUCCUUGGCCUUGGCUCACCAGACUCGUAUCCGGAAUCUGUACACAAAUAAUGGCAUUAGCCACUUUUGCCAUGAACCUGUCCGCGAGGGACACCACCAUCAGAAUCCCAAUCAUCGACGACCAGACAGCUCAAGUUCUGCCAGUUCAGCAACCGAUUGGGAGGGAUCCGGUCAUGCUACUGUACUGAGAAGAGCCAACCAAGGUCACCACAAUCUGCCACCUCUUCCACCGCCACGGCAAACCUUACCAAUGGUCGAUAGUCUGCGACCCCUGGCACCACUGGCACCAGUUUAUAACAACAUCAACGGCGGAACCGUUGGAAAGACCCAGACGAACGGUAAAGGUCUUAACGUUCUGGAAUCCACCAGUUCGGAUUCCGAGUUCGAGCGUAGUUUUGACCUUCCUUCAAGUUCGAACGCGGCUUCGAUUAGCAGCAAGCUGACGAGCUUAGCCCACAGUUUACAGAGCAUGCGAAACCGAAAGCUGAAGAUGCAACCAACGCAACAACCUUCGCAAUCACACGGCACUUCUACCAUUACCCGUAGCAAGAUGGUCGAUCAGUUUGCAUUCAUGGAUCGCCUCAGCUGUCGAACAGAGAUCUCCUCCUCAAGCUUAGGUAACCAUGCGGCACCUCCCAGGAAACCGUUGUCCACCCUGCCAGAUGACGAGCGCACUUUGAACUUGAAUGCCAGCAAACUGUACUUCAAUCCAACCGAGGCGGAGAUCAUUCCUUUGACGGAAACGCCGGGAGACCUCGGUCUGAGCAAAGCUCCCACAGUCAGCCUGUCUUCCAGUGUACCCUCCACCAGUGGUAUCUCCAAAGAAAAGACCACCAGCAAGAACAUUCAGGAUUCGAUCCUGCGCCAUAUGAGCCGUGAGAUGACCCCGACCAUCUCGGAAGUCUACCACGAACGCAACAUCGGUCUUGGUCUAGCGCCGUCCCUAUCAAAACUUCUCCUCAGCAAAAACUACGAAGACUCUCCAGAUAUCAAAUCCUCCGCAGCUGCUUCCAUGCUGAACAAACCGAGCGCUCUGACGGUCGGCAAUCUAGCGGAAGCGAUGAACGAAAUCGAAAUGAAUGCAACAACCUCCACCAAACUAGAGGAAGGUCAGUGCAACAUCUGCAACAGCCCUUCCGAUCUACUGUGCGGCUGUAGCAACACUGCAACGGUAGCAGCCGUGGCCGCCAUGACUGCUGCCCUCGGAGCUACCACCAUCUCUAAAAAGUCCAACUCGAAACCCUGGCUCAGCAACGUCACGCCGAACAUCGUCAAGCCCGGUGACCUCACCACGGCGGACAUCCUCGAGCAGCAGAAGCAGCUCAAGUCCACCGUCAGCGGUCUCACCAGCAAUAUGUCUUCAUCGACGGAGAACUCCCUCUCGACGGUGGUCAAACGAGGCGGUAGCCCCUUCUCGGACCUCUCCCGUCGGGACGAAGGCGAUGGACGAAGCGUAGCCGAUUCCCAGUGUUCCGGCAGUUUCCGAACCGACAUCACCGGAUCGACGGUGACCACUUCCAAGAGUCAGCAGUCGCAAAUUACGUCUAGCGCACAGCCAAGUGGAACCCAGCAUGGCGGAGCUGGAACCUCCGGACAGCAACAACAACAACAACAGCAGCAGCAGCAACAACAGCAAAAGAUCGCACAAGGACAGCCGUCCAUGGCGAAUCCCAAUCAGAGAAGUAAAUACAUCAUCGAUACGUAGGUCAUUGGCGAUCUGAACGAAACUGUAAAUAUUCAAAGCUUGCAAAAGGCUACAAUUGUGACGUACAUGAUAGGUUUAAAUAAUCCUUAGGUCCUUAUCUGCUCAUCUUUUAGCGUAAGCGUUGUAGAAUAGGAAUUUUAACUUGUUUUUAGUCUAUCUAACUGAGACAACGAACUGAUUAGGUAAAGUGGUUUUAUGCUAGCUGAAAUUCGAAUAAUGGUAAGGAGUUUAGAAACUAUCGGAAGCCGAUAUGAGAUUACUAUAAAGCUAUUUCUACGGUACGCGUCGUGACAAGGGCCUUGAACAAUGUAAAAAUCGGCCUGCCUACAAACCUUGGUUACAAUACUCUUUGCUAGGAUAAGGUACUUACAUAGAUAGUGAAUUGAAUGAAUUUACGGUUUUAAUGCAUUUUUAACGUAAAUAAUUGUAUAAUUUAUAUUGAAUAGCUUUCUAAUGAAUAAAUGGUUUUAUGCAACUAAA